Molecule: messenger RNA, 550 nt
Organism: Penaeus monodon (black tiger shrimp)
Lineage: Eukaryota; Metazoa; Arthropoda; Malacostraca; Decapoda; Penaeidae
Gene: BBIP1
Product: BBSome-interacting protein 1-like
Exons: 2
Coding region: 118-360 (80 amino acids)
Biological process (GO): cilium assembly; receptor localization to non-motile cilium
Cellular component (GO): BBSome
Source: RefSeq, a predicted model, not a curated record
CGAUGACGUCACUAGCGUAUCGCACGCCACUGCUCACUUGACAUUCCUCGGCCAAGACAGCUGUCAAGCAUAACACGUUGCAGCCAAGAAAAGCACCUCCUCGUGAAGCCAGCGAGGAUGCCGGAGGGGUCUGAGGCUGGCCAGGUGCUAAAGGAGGUGCUCCCACGGAAGGGCCUGCUUUAUCAGGAAGACUCCUCCCCGCUGGCCUUGUGUCGCCCAAAACUCAUGCCCCUCAAGUCAGUCACCCUGGAGAAGCUGGAAGCUAUGCAAAAGGCUGCACAGGAGAAGGGGCGGCAGCAGCAAGAGGAACAACUCGAGCGACAGGCUACUGCCCCAGCCGGUGGCUCCAGGAUCUUUUGAUACCCCUCAGCUAUUUCAUAUUAUUAUUUCUUUUACUUUUUUUCUUUCUUUCUUUAUCAGCUUUUUAAAGAGCGUGUUGCACUGAUUCCCAUUAUUUGUGAAGAGUUUUUUCAUGGUGUUAUUGCUAGAAAACCUAUUUAAAAGAUUUAAGGACAAGCACCCAAAAGUGACAAAAAAAAAAAAAAAAAAA